This is a messenger RNA of Racocetra persica, 125 nucleotides long. NCBI's taxonomy places the organism in Eukaryota, Fungi, Glomeromycota, Glomeromycetes, Diversisporales, Gigasporaceae. The record is from the annotation of a GenBank genome assembly.
UAAUUAAAUACGAUCGGCCAGGUCGCCCAUCGCUUCUUUUUAAAUAUCCACACCUACAUGACAAUAUUUAUAAAUUAGUUGAAUUUGGUUCAGCUGAUGAAAAAUGGCGAAAAGAAGUGGUUAAA